Cynocephalus volans (Philippine flying lemur) is the source of this 1383-nucleotide messenger RNA. It is a transcript of the gene CHRM1, whose product is annotated as cholinergic receptor muscarinic 1. Gene Ontology annotation, molecular function: G protein-coupled serotonin receptor activity; G protein-coupled acetylcholine receptor activity. The transcript has a single exon. Gene Ontology annotation, biological process: saliva secretion; regulation of locomotion; cognition. The record is from RefSeq and is a predicted model, not a curated record. Lineage: Eukaryota; Metazoa; Chordata; Mammalia; Dermoptera; Cynocephalidae. Gene Ontology annotation, cellular component: plasma membrane; synapse; dendrite. The coding region runs from base 1 to 1383 and encodes 460 amino acids.
AUGAACACCUCAGCCCCACCUGCUGUCAGCCCCAACAUCACUGUCCUGGCACCGGGAAAGGGUCCCUGGCAAGUGGCCUUCAUUGGGAUCACCACGGGCCUCCUGUCAUUGGCCACAGUGACAGGCAAUCUGUUGGUCCUCAUCUCCUUCAAGGUCAACACGGAACUCAAGACAGUCAAUAACUACUUUCUGCUGAGCCUGGCCUGCGCUGACCUCAUCAUCGGCACUUUCUCCAUGAACCUCUACACCACCUACCUGCUCAUGGGCCACUGGGCUCUGGGCACGCUGGCCUGUGACCUCUGGCUGGCCCUGGACUAUGUGGCCAGCAAUGCUUCCGUCAUGAAUCUGCUGCUCAUCAGCUUUGACCGUUACUUCUCUGUGACUCGGCCCCUGAGCUACCGUGCCAAGCGCACGCCUCGCCGGGCAGCCCUGAUGAUUGGCCUCGCCUGGCUGGUUUCUUUCGUCCUCUGGGCCCCAGCCAUUCUCUUCUGGCAGUACCUGGUAGGGGAGCGGACGGUGCUGGCUGGGCAGUGCUACAUCCAGUUCCUCUCCCAGCCCAUCAUCACCUUUGGCACAGCCAUGGCUGCCUUCUACCUCCCUGUCACCGUCAUGUGCACACUCUACUGGCGCAUCUACCGGGAGACGGAGAACCGGGCACGGGAGCUAGCUGCCCUGCAGGGCUCUGAGACGCCAGGCAAAGGGGGUGGCAGCAGCAGCAGCUCAGAGAGGUCCCAGCCAGGGGCUGAGGGCUCACCAGAGACUCCUCCGGGCCGCUGCUGUCGCUGUUGCAGGGCCCCCAGGCUGCUGCAGGCCUACAGCUGGAAGGAGGAAGAGGAAGAAGACGAAGGCUCCAUGGAGUCCCUCACCUCCUCGGAGGGUGAGGAGCCCGGCUCCGAAGUGGUGAUCAAGAUGCCCAUGGUGGACCCCGAUGCACAGGCCCCCACCAAGCAGCCCCCCCGGAGUUCCCCCAAUACAGUAAAGAGGCCAACCCGAAAAGGGCGUGAUCGAGCUGGCAAGAGCCAGAAGCCCCGCGGGAAGGAGCAGCUGGCCAAGCGGAAGACCUUCUCGCUGGUCAAGGAAAAGAAGGCGGCUCGGACCCUGAGUGCCAUCCUGCUGGCCUUCAUCCUCACCUGGACACCGUACAACAUCAUGGUGCUGGUGUCCACCUUCUGCAAGGACUGUGUUCCCGAGACCCUGUGGGAGCUGGGCUACUGGCUCUGCUACGUCAACAGCACCAUCAACCCCAUGUGCUAUGCGCUCUGCAACAAAGCCUUCCGGGACACCUUCCGCCUGCUGCUGCUCUGCCGCUGGGACAAGCGACGCUGGCGCAAGAUCCCCAAGCGCCCUGGCUCUGUGCACCGCACCCCCUCCCACCAAUGCUGA